Molecule: messenger RNA, 1054 nt
Organism: Galeopterus variegatus (Sunda flying lemur)
Lineage: Eukaryota; Metazoa; Chordata; Mammalia; Dermoptera; Cynocephalidae
Gene: GNAT1
Product: guanine nucleotide binding protein (G protein), alpha transducing activity polypeptide 1
Exons: 8
Coding region: 2-1054 (350 amino acids)
Biological process (GO): adenylate cyclase-modulating G protein-coupled receptor signaling pathway
Cellular component (GO): heterotrimeric G-protein complex
Molecular function (GO): GTPase activity; GTP binding; G-protein beta/gamma-subunit complex binding
Source: RefSeq, a predicted model, not a curated record
CAUGGGGGCUGGGGCCAGCGCUGAGGAGAAGCACUCCAGGGAGCUGGAAAAGAAGCUGAAAGAGGAUGCUGAGAAGGAUGCUCGAACCGUGAAACUGCUGCUUCUGGGUGCAGGUGAGUCCGGGAAGAGCACCAUCGUCAAGCAGAUGAAGAUUAUCCACCAGGACGGGUACUCGCUGGAAGAGUGCCUGGAGUUCAUUGCCAUCAUCUACGGUAACACGCUGCAGUCCAUCCUGGCCAUUGUGCGCGCCAUGACCACGCUCAACAUCCAGUACGGAGACUCUGCGCGCCAGGACGACGCCCGGAAGCUGAUGCACAUGGCAGACACGAUCGAGGAAGGCACAAUGCCCAAGGAGAUGUCGGACAUCAUCCAGCGGCUGUGGAAGGACUCGGGUAUCCAGGCCUGUUUCGACCGCGCCUCGGAGUACCAGCUCAACGAUUCGGCGGGCUACUACCUCUCGGAUCUGGAGCGCCUGGUAACCCCGGGCUACGUGCCCACUGAGCAGGACGUGCUGCGCUCACGUGUCAAGACCACGGGCAUCAUCGAGACGCAGUUCUCCUUCAAGGACCUCAAUUUCCGGAUGUUCGACGUGGGCGGGCAGCGCUCAGAGCGCAAGAAGUGGAUCCACUGCUUCGAGGGCGUGACCUGCAUUAUCUUCAUCGCUGCGCUGAGCGCCUACGACAUGGUGCUAGUGGAGGACGACGAAGUGAACCGUAUGCACGAGAGCCUGCACCUGUUCAACAGCAUCUGCAACCACCGCUACUUCGCCACCACGUCCAUCGUGCUCUUUCUCAACAAGAAGGACGUUUUCUCCGAGAAGAUAAAGAAGGCCCACCUCAGCAUCUGUUUUCCGGACUACGACGGGCCCAACACGUAUGAGGACGCUGGCAACUACAUCAAGGUGCAGUUCCUCGAGCUCAACAUGCGGCGCGACGUGAAGGAGAUCUAUUCCCACAUGACUUGCGCCACGGACACACAGAACGUCAAGUUUGUCUUCGACGCUGUCACCGACAUCAUCAUCAAGGAGAACCUCAAAGACUGCGGCCUCUUCUGA